UUCUGUUCAGAUUGACACAACCAGCCACCAAAUAUACAACGUUUGCAUACGAAUAUUUACCGUGGUUAAGUUUAUUUCUAUUUUUUAUCGAAUUCUGUAUUGUGGUUGAGAUUGAAAUUAUGGCAGAUAACAAGCGAACAGUUUAUGUUGGUGGAUUGAGUGACGACGUAAGCGAACAAUUGGUCUCUGAUGCUUUCAUCCCAUUCGGUGAUAUUGUUGAAAUUCAGAUGCCGGUGGAUUACGAAUCACAGAAACACCGUGGUUUUGCAUUUGUUGAAUUUGAAACAGCGGAAGAUGCUGCCGCCGCUAUUGAUAAUAUGAAUGACGCCGAGUUGAUGGGUCGAACGAUUCGAUGUAACAUAGCUAAGCCACAACGAGUAAAAGAAGGUAGCACACGACCAGUUUGGGCCAGUGACGAGUGGUUGCAAAAGUAUUCCGGUGCAACGCUCACUGUUGACAAAGAAACGGAACAAAAGACCAGCGAAAAACCCACCGAAAAUGGUUCGAACGAAAAAGAAGCGCCACAAGCUGAAAAAAUUGCCACAACUACCGAACCGAAUGAAGGUGAAAGUAAUGAGCCGAAACGUAAUCCACAGGUUUACUUCGACAUUCGCAUCGGAUCUCAUGAUGCUGGCCGUAUUGUCAUGCUACUUCGUGCUGAUAUCGUACCGAAAACCGCCGAGAAUUUCCGUCAAUUAUGCACUCACGAACAGGGUUUCGGAUACAAAGGCAGCUCUUUUCAUCGGGUCAUACCAGAUUUUAUGUGCCAAGGUGGUGACUUCACAAACAACAAUGGAACCGGUGGCAAAUCUAUUUAUGGUAAAAAAUUUGCCGACGAAAAUUUCAUAUUGAAGCAUGGGAAUUUUGGUUCGCUUUCCAUGGCCAAUUCGGGACAAAACACAAACGGAUCACAGUUUUUCAUUACAACGACCAAAACGGAUUGGCUCGAUGGCAAACAUGUUGUGUUUGGCCAUGUCAUCUCCGGCGCCGAUGUUGUACGAAAAAUCGAAAAAGUUGGCAGCAAAAGUGGAUCACCAGCACAAAAAGUGACAAUUUCAUCAUGUGGCGAAUUAAAAUAAUAUUGAAAAUCAUAUUCAUCAACACAAAAUAUCUUGUACAAAAGAAAAAAAAAACCUCUUUAUUUCCCUACCCAUUAAACGCAUUUAAGUAACAACAUUAA
Molecule: messenger RNA, 1180 nt
Organism: Contarinia nasturtii (swede midge)
Lineage: Eukaryota; Metazoa; Arthropoda; Insecta; Diptera; Cecidomyiidae
Gene: cyp33
Product: peptidyl-prolyl cis-trans isomerase E
Exons: 4
Coding region: 120-1079 (319 amino acids)
Biological process (GO): protein folding; protein peptidyl-prolyl isomerization
Cellular component (GO): intracellular membrane-bounded organelle
Molecular function (GO): peptidyl-prolyl cis-trans isomerase activity; RNA binding
Source: RefSeq, a predicted model, not a curated record